This is a messenger RNA of Ilex paraguariensis (yerba mate), 915 nucleotides long. The record is from the annotation of a GenBank genome assembly. NCBI's taxonomy places the organism in Eukaryota, Viridiplantae, Streptophyta, Magnoliopsida, Aquifoliales, Aquifoliaceae.
AUGAAAAAGUCGGUGUUUGAGGGAGCUGGUUGUCAUUUGAUGUUUCCCAUAGCCAUUGGUGGUUUUGUGCAUGCUUGUAGCUUAACAAAUGUUUUAUCGUCUCCCAUGAGUCUCUCAGGCCAUUGGAGUAGCUUGGUUGCUGGCUUGGUGCAGCACAUGCUCCUGAGGAGUAUUCAAGAGAAGCAUUGGGCAUUCCAGGCAGUUAAUGAAAGAAGAUGUCUUACUGGAAAACUGCAAGGCAGAGAAAGGGAAGCAAGAAUAGGGGCUCCCGACUCUGGUGGAGAUCUCGAUGCUCAAGGUAGUAAUCGUUUUGAGAGAAUACACCAAAAGGAGGUGCUUUUUGGGCUUCUGAAAGCAUACGUUACUAGUGCGCUUAAUGGCUCUGCAUCUCUGCCUCAUGGUACUGGAAAGGCUUUUCGGGUGGCUGUCUUUGCUGAAGGGGCAGCUGCAGAUGAGGCCCGAGCAGCUGGAGCUGAUGUUGUUGGUGGUCAGGAGCUUAUCGAGGGAAUCAAGAAUGGCACCGUUAAGGUCGAUUUUGACAAGUGUAUUGCGACCCAUCAAAUAAUGCCACUUGUUGGAAAACAGAUAUCAAAAGUUCUUAGGCGAUUGACACCAAAUGCUAAAAAUGGUACUGUGACCAAUGAUAUUUCAAGGGUGGUGAGAGAGGCAAGACGCAAUAUUGAUUUCAAAAAAGACAAAUCUGCAAUUGUGCAUGUAGGGCUUGGGAAGGUUACUUUUCCAGAAGAGGCUUUACGUGAAAAUGUUGGUGCAUUUGUGAAUGCUCUUUUGCUUGCAAAGCCUGCGGGCUUAAAGAAAAGAAUUGGACCUCGUCACAUUUAUUUUUGUUUAAGACUGACUGAGGAAGAAGUCAGUAAUAUUGGUGGGGAGUUUGGUGUCUACGUCAUUGUUAAGUAA